UCGUACUCAUUCUUGAUCUGCCCAAUCACAAAUCAACAAAACAAAACAAUUUGCAUUUUUUGAAUUUAUUAAAUCGAAAAAACUGGGAUCUUUGUUUUCUGAGAUUUUCUCCUUCUAUGUUUGAACAUUGAACAUAAAAACUGUAUUUUUUUUUUAAGUUUCCAGCAAAAAAAAUUGAAACUUUAAGUGAUUGGUAUUUGAAUUUGUAUUUUUUUUUGGUGGGUUUCUUUUUCGGGAUCGUUGUCGUGGAUUUUUGUAGCAGCUUGAAGGACGAUGUCGUCGUCGCCGGACAUUGCCGGAAUUUUAGAUAAUACGAAGGAGCUUGAUCGGUUAAGGAAAGAACAAGAGGAAGUUCUUGUGGAGAUUAAUAAGAUGCAUAAGAAGCUUCAAGCUACGCCUGAGAUAGUUGAGAAGCCUGGUGAUACUUCAUUGUCAAAGCUUAAAAAUUUGUACAUUCAAGCAAAAGAGCUUUCAGAAAGUGAAGUAACCGUUUCAAACAUUCUGCUUACUCAGUUGGAUGCCCUGCUUCCAUCUGGACCAACCGGGCAACAACGCAGAAAAUUAGGCAACGAACAGAAGAGAAAGAGAAUGAAAGUAGAUUCAGAUGUAACAAGAGUUUCCCCUUCCAUGAGAAAUCAAAUCGAGGCAUAUGCCAGUCUAAAGGGUGAACAGGUUGCUGCAAGAGUCACAGCCGAGGAUGCCGAGAAGGAUGAAUGGUUUGUGGUGAAAGUUAUUCACUUCGACAGAGAAACAAAAGAAGUUGAAGUACUUGAUGAAGAACCAGGAGAUGAUGAAGAAGGAGGUGGCCAGAGGACGUAUAAACUAUCAAUGUCUUGUAUUUUACCGUUUCCAAAACGGAAUGAUCCUUCAAGCACACAAGAGUUUCUACCAGGGAAACACGUGUUAGCUGUAUAUCCAGGAACCACAGCCCUCUACAAGGCAACUGUAAUAAGUACCCCACGAAAGAGGAAAUCUGACGAGUACUUGCUAGAAUUUGAUGAUGAUGAAGAAGACGGAGCAUUACCUCAAAGAACAGUGCCAUUCCACAAAGUGGUAGCUUUACCAGAAGGCCACCGCCAGUGAUUUUAGAUGGAUACAAUGAAAUAAGAGACGAUUUCCUUAGGCCAAAGUAUAAGUUAAGAGUUGUGGCGUUUGUUUGUGAUGAUGACUUUGAAGAAUAAAAAGGUAUGUUUUGACUUUUUAUUAUUCAAUUUGUGAUAAAACUACUCUAGUUACAGUGUAACAUUUAAAUGUGUAUAUAUGUGUGGGUAUGUAUAUCAUAUUGAGAGACAAUUUUAAAAUUUUACAUUUUACAAGCUUUUGUAGUUUUCAUCCUAUAUCACAAAAGCUUGUAUUUGCAGUUAAUUCUGCAUUUGUGAUUACCAACCUUCUAUAAACUAAUAUUGUAUUCGACUUUUA
Arabidopsis lyrata subsp. lyrata is the source of this 1419-nucleotide messenger RNA. RefSeq lists its product as uncharacterized. NCBI's taxonomy places the organism in Eukaryota, Viridiplantae, Streptophyta, Magnoliopsida, Brassicales, Brassicaceae. Gene Ontology annotation, cellular component: SAGA complex. The coding region runs from base 274 to 1083 and encodes 269 amino acids. The record is from RefSeq and is a predicted model, not a curated record. The transcript has 9 exons.